AUGACCCACCUUCAGGAUGCGGUUGCGGCGCUGAAACAGGCGUGGAUGGGUAAUCCGGGGGACGACCGGCUGAAGGCUUUGCUGGUUGAGAAGGAGUCGCAGCUUCGCGGUUACCAACUUGCGAGGCAGGAGAGGCUGCAUGAGAUGGCUGGCAUGAGCGAGGCGGUGGCUGGGGAGGUCGCAUCCCCGUUCCUCGACAGGCAGCAGGUCGAGUCAGGCUGGGUUCCUGCCGUUGGCAGAACGCUGUCGCUGAUAGCUAGAGAAAGGCUGACGGCGGCUUGGUCAGAGAAGGAGGUGAAAAGCGCUUUUCAUGCGAUGGCGAAGAAUAAGGCUCCAGGGAAUGAUGGGUUGCCGAAGGAGCUGUUUGAGGAGCAUUGGGAUGUGCUGGGUAAGCACUUAAUGGCGCUGGUGGAGAGUUUCACCGAGACGGCGGAGCUCCCUGCAAGCACAAAGAGUGCGGUCACUAUUCUAUUACACAAAAAGGGCGGAAGGGAUGCGGUGGAAAAUUAUCGCCCAAUCACGCUUCUGAGCUUCACUUACAAGGUGUUGGCGCGGGUAGUCGCAGACAAAAUGAAAAGGGUCUUGAACGAAGUGAUCUCACCGGAGCAGUACGGGUUCAUGCCGGGCCGGAGGCUCUCGGACGCGGUGGGGUUGGUCGCGGAUGUGAUUGAUGCUGCAAAGAACGAGCAGGCGGACUGGUACCUCCUGCUGGUGGAUUUCCAGAAGGCCUUCGAUUCAGUCUCGAGGAAUUAUCUGUUUCUAGUGCUGGAAAAGAUGGGCUUUCCCAGCAGGUUUGUCGGCUGGAUCAAGGGCCUGCACGAGGAAACACAGACACGCCUGUUAGUCAACGGCUGGAUGGGGGAAGUGGUUGAGGAAGCUGUGAACCGCAGCCUGGGUCUCACAGGGGGUGCUCAGCGGCUGGCUUACCUGGGGUAUGCGGACGACACAACGUUGCUCCUGCAAGGGGAGGAUCAGAUAGCAGAGGCUGAAAAGCUGCUUGAUGACUUUGAAAGGGAAUCGGGGUCGGCGACCAACAAAUCGAAGUCUGCCGUCUUACCUUUGGGCUGUAAUCUGAAUAAGCAGGCCAGUAAGACGGAUGGCUUCAAAUGGGUGAAGGCCGAUGAGGCGGAGCGUCUGUUGGGGGACUGGGUGACGCCGGCCGGCUGUUGCGCGCCCACUUGGGAGAAGGCUUUUGCAAGGAUUAAGGAGAAGCUGAGACAGUGGGAGGUGCAACACCUGACAACCGGGGCGAGGGCAGCGGUUAUUAACUGCUACAUCUCGCCCAUCAUCUUCUUCCAGGCGCAGGAACUGCUCUACAUGGCUAGAGAGGACGGGGGUGUGGGGGUGAAUGAUCCGGAGAUAACCCUCACCUGUCUCACGGCGCGGCGUAUUGGACUACUCCUCACCGAGACAAACGAGUUGAAGCGUGACAUCAUGCUCAAGGCUGCCGAUUUGCCGCUGGGGCUGGACACCUUCGUCUCCCAUGUCAAGCUCUUGAAGUGCUGGAGUGGGAAGAGCGAGAGAUGGAAGCUGGCAUGCGGUGACUUCAUGCAGUCGCCGCUGGCCAUCACAUUACCGGUGCUGUCGCGGGAGGAGGCAGAGAUGGAGAGGAUUGUAUUUAACCGUCAUAUUCUGCUUAACGGAAGGACCCCGGUGGGAGGGCAGAAGGCUGCGGAGAAACUCUGGGAGGUCCGGCUUGGCGACCUACUAUGCCCAGACGGCGCGGAGGGCUGGCGGCCCAAAGAUGUAAAACUCCUGGCGAAGGAACUAGGCGGCACCAAACAAGCAAAGCUGGCGUGGCGUCUUUUUCACCACAUCUUCCCUGAUUCUUGUACCUCUUUCUCUUCCCCUCGUUCCAUCCCCAACUCUCCACUCUGUCCCUGCUACUUUAUAUCGUCCCACCCCCUACCUUCGCCAGCACUGCUGAACCUCAAGUCGUCGCUGGGCGUGACUUUCACCUCGUGGGCAGCAACUGUGCCGUGCCAAGUGGUUGGCAAGCAGGCUGCCACACAGACCACGUGGUCCGGCAUGCUCUGCAGUGAUACCGCUGAAGUGAUUUCGCUGUGA
Messenger RNA from Closterium sp. Yama58-4, 2067 nucleotides. Lineage: Eukaryota; Viridiplantae; Streptophyta; Zygnematophyceae; Desmidiales; Closteriaceae. The record is from the annotation of a GenBank genome assembly.